UGCCUCCUCAGGGCAUGGAGGUGGUGGGUCUGCUGCUGUGUGUGGCUGCGGCCGUCCUGGCACUGGGCUUCCUCUGGGUUUGGGACUCCUGGGAGCGAAUGAAGAGUUCGGAGCAGGCUGGCCUGCCGGGAGGCGGAAGCCGGACUCUGUUGGUGACCGCGCACCCCGACGAUGAAGCCAUGUUCUUUGCUCCCACCGUUCUAGGCUUGGCCCGCCUGCGGCACCAGGUGUCCCUGCUCUGCUUCUCCGCAGGAAAUUACUACAAUCAAGGGGAGACUCGUAAGAAGGAACUUUUGCAGAGCUGUGAUGUUUUGGGGAUUCCACCCUCCAACGUAAUGAUUAUUGACAACAGGACCCUGCACGCCGAAGGGAAGUUACCUAAAGGGUGCCUGGUACUCACGCUCCAGUCUGUGAACCUGCUGCGCAAGUACCUCUCGCUGCUGGACCUGCCCUGCUCGCUGCUGCUCGCCCGUGACGCCCUCUUCGUGCUCAGCCGCCCAGAGGUGGCCCAGGCCCAGAGAGCCAUGUCCUGCCACCGCAGCCAGCUGCUCUGGUUCCGCCACCUCUAUGUGUUCUUCUCCCGGUACAUGAGAAUCAACUCUCUGCACUUCCUCUGAGCCGGGAAGGGCUCUCAGACCCAAGGAACAGAGAGAAAAAUGGCCAGGGAGCCCGGGGUGUGUCCGGAGCGGCUCAUCUCCCUGAGCCAAGCAGAUCCCAGCAUAAGGCUGCAUCCCGGGCCCCUCUCCUCCAAGCUGCUCAGCCUCUAAGAAAAGAGAGGCCCUGCAGGCCAACGGGCUGUCCAGACUUGAGCUUCUUCCUCUGGGGAACAAAACCACAACCACCGGAACACACACCGCCCGAGGAAAAUAGCCACCCUGCUAGCUUCUCAAGCUCUUGUGCAAGAUAAUUUACAUAAUGGCACAAUGUAUGUCAACCCCCUAACACAGACACACAAUUGUCGUAAAUGAAUGUAAAGUGCUCUGAAAUCCCUUCUUAAACGCAAUGUAUUUUUACGCUGUUUCCAAAGCAGGCUCAUCGGACAUAAACACACACAAAAGAAUGGUCUAGGGCUUCCCUGGUGGCGCAGCGGUUGAGAGUCCGCCUGCCGAUGCAGGGGACACGGGUUCGUGCCCCGGUCCGGGAAGAUCCCACGUGCCGCGGAGCGGCUGGGCCCGUGAGCCAUGGCCGCUGAGCCUGCGCGUCCGGAGCCUGUGCUCCGCAACGGGAGAGGCCACAGCAGUGAGAGGCCCUCGUACCGCAAAAAAAUAAUAAUAAUAAUAAUAAUGCAGAUAUGGGACCUGCCUUUCUAUACAUUAAAACUUAUAAACCCAUUGCAACCAAAACAGUAUGAUACAAGCAAAGGAGUACACAGAUGUUGGACAGAAGAGAAAAUCCAGAAACAGAUCCAAAUUAUAUGAGAGCUACUGUACAGUAAAGGGGGCAUUUUAACUCUGUGGAGAAACAUUUAAUAAAUUGUUUCAGGAUGGCUGGUCAGGCAUUUGUAAGAAAACAAAGACUCCAUACUUUAUACCAAGUACAAAAAUACACUGUACAUGAAUUAGAUUUAUACAUAAAAAUCAAAACAAUUAAAAUAUUGUUUAAGAAACUUGGGAGACUCUAAAUGCAUAUAUAUCUUGGAAUGGGGCAGCCCUUACAAAGCCAGGCUGGAAACUCAUAAAAGGAGUAAAGAAAAAAACAGAUAUUUCACAAGUUUCUUAAAUUAACAGGUAUCACAGAUAUAUUAAUAGCCCAAAUAUAUAAAGAUUGAUAAGAAAACAUCCCAAAAGAAAAAUGGAUUAAGGAUGGAAAAUUCAUGAAAAAGGAAAUCUAAAUGGCCAUUAAACAGGAAAAACUAUUCAACCUCAGUAGUGGCUACAAAUUAAGGCAAAGAUGAAAAUCUAUUUUUCACUGAAGGUGGUGAUUGGAUUAAAGUAGGAGUUUUCCAGGGAAGAAAAUGAAGAAGGCAGAGGACAUGAAUAGGUCUGCCCCCUCUCUCCCUCUCGUUCUCUCUCUCUCUCUCUCUCUCUCUCUCUCUCUCUCUCUCUCUCUCUCUCACACACACACACACACGAAAUAAAUGUGAAAAACAUCCCACUACUAACUAAAGGAACACAAAUUACAUGAAAAUGCCAUUUUCACUUAUCUAAUUUGCAAAGAUGUCUAUCAAUAGUAACACCCAGUGUUCUGUAGGUGAGGGAAUGGACACAUAUAUGCCGCUGGGGCAAACAGAAGAUGGUGGAAUCUUCUGGAAAUCAGUACGUCAGAAAUCUUUAAAAUGUACAUAUCCCUGGACUCCACGUGCACUUAUCCUUGGGAAGUAGAAACUCGUACAAAGAUGCACAGACAGUUGUUUGAUGUGCAGCACUGAUCAGAGGGAAAACAGAAUCAAGCGGCUAGAGCAAUGAUCUCCCGACUUUUGAGUAUUCAAUAAUGUAUAUAUUCUAAGUGCACAUUACAAAACAUACAGAAAAAAAAUUUUAAAGGAUAAAUAGGAAUUCUAACAUUUUCUUCCCACCCGUAAUGGACCACCUUGAGCGCUUCCUGGAGGGAGCACACCUUACGCUGGAGACCACCCGACCAGCCUAUCAUGUAAAGUCAGUGAAUCCUGAGAAAAGUGAGCCAGUCAAACUGUGUGGAGAGACAGACAGAACAGGACAUUUAUGCUCUUGAGCCCACAAGAGGUCAGGGAGCAGAAACAUGGUUCUGGUUUGAUCAGAGUGUUAAGGUCUUGUUCAAGUUUGAAUCCUACAGGUACCCCUGCCAGGUGCUCCCAUCCCUCGUGGACAGUAUUACCAGGAAAAUCUGCAUGAAGUGUAGUCAACUUCAGUAAUUAAAAGCUGGAUAACACGUGGUCUGAUCCAGUGCCCCUGGGGGGAAGGUCUUGAGGAGUUUGGGAGCGGUGAGGUCUUCAAGGGAAAGGAUCCCAGUGAUCUACAGGGUUCAUCAGAGUCUAUGAGCGUGGAAUUGCUGAGGGUCGUUCCUCCUACUGAUCUAGGCCUACUCUGUAUGGAUGAUCACGGUGGCAGCCUUGCUGCCUGAAAGGAAACCACCAGGAACAGCAGAAACGUGCUCUCCCGGAAGCCGUCUGCCAGCCUGGGCCCUGAGCAAUAGCUGUGUCCCAGAGCCAAGGCUGCUUCCUGGCUCUUCAAUAAGUGGUGCUGGGAAAACUGGACAGCUACAUGCAAAAGAAUGAAAUUAGAACACUCCCUAACACCCUACACAAAAAUACACCCCCAAAUGGAUUAAAGACCUAAAUGUAAGGCCAGACACUAUCAAACUCCUAGAGGAAAACAUAGGCAGAACACUCUAUGACAUAAAUCACAGCAAGAGCCUUUUUGACCCACCUCCUAGAGAAAUGGAAAUAGAAACAAAAAUAAACAAAUGGGACCUAAUGAAACUUAAAAGCUUUUGCACAGCAAAGCUGUGCAAAACAAGGUGAAAAGACAACCCUCAGAAUGGGAGAAAAUAUUUGCAAAUGAAGCAGCUGACAAAGGAUUAAUCUCCAAAGUGUACAAGCAGCUCGUGCAGCUCAAUAUCAAAAAAACAAACAGCCCAAUCCAAAAAUGGGCAGAAGACCUAAACAGACAUUUCUCCAAAGAAGACAUACAGAUGGCCAAGAAGCACAUGAAAAGC
Messenger RNA from Physeter macrocephalus (sperm whale), 3633 nucleotides. RefSeq names its product phosphatidylinositol glycan anchor biosynthesis class L (gene PIGL). Lineage: Eukaryota; Metazoa; Chordata; Mammalia; Artiodactyla; Physeteridae. Gene Ontology annotation, biological process: GPI anchor biosynthetic process. Gene Ontology annotation, cellular component: endoplasmic reticulum. The record is from RefSeq and is a predicted model, not a curated record. Gene Ontology annotation, molecular function: N-acetylglucosaminylphosphatidylinositol deacetylase activity. The coding region runs from base 15 to 617 and encodes 200 amino acids. The transcript is spliced from 5 exons.